Orbilia oligospora ATCC 24927 is the source of this 945-nucleotide messenger RNA. RefSeq lists its product as uncharacterized. Lineage: Eukaryota; Fungi; Ascomycota; Orbiliomycetes; Orbiliales; Orbiliaceae. Bases 1 to 945 code for a protein of 314 amino acids. The transcript has 3 exons. The record is from RefSeq and is a predicted model, not a curated record.
AUGGCCCCGUCAAGCUAUGCCUCUGAUAAAACGGCUUUUACGCCACCUUCGUCUUACGCUACACUGCCGUUCCAACAAAUUCGCGUUUCGCAUUACCCGGAAUCUUCACCAACUCCUACUCCUAUCGUCAUCCUAACGCUUCACCGACCCGGGAAACAUAAUGCGUUUACACCUACUAUGAGAAGCGAAUUGAUUGAGGCCUUUGGCCUUUUCGACGCCGAUGACCGUGUUAAGUGCAUUGUAAUGACUGGUCACGGCAAAAUAUUCUGUGCUGGCGCGGAUUUGGAAAUUGGAUUCAGAGGCGGCGAGGAACGAGUGAAUGAUCACAGAGAUGGAGGUGGUCAGACCGUUCUCGCAAUCCACCAAUGCCGAAAACCGGUUAUUGGCGCUAUUCAAGGGUCUGCUGUUGGUGUAGGGAUUACGAUGACCCUCCCGAUGACAAUCCGUGUAGCUUACCGGGCCGCAAAGAUUGGAUUUGUGUUCUCUCGACGUGGGUUGGUAAUGGAGGCAUGUUCAUCCUUCUUCCUCCCUCGGCUUAUUGGCAUGGCGAAGGCUUUACACAUGGUCACUACGGGUGCAACUUAUAGAGCAGAUGACCCUUUGGUUGAAGGGUUAUUCACAGCUCUGGCGGAUUCACCUGAAGAGGUGCUUCCCAAGGCGUUGGGCUUGGCAGAGGAUAUUGUGAAGAAUACUAGCACCCUAGCAGCAUAUUUGAUGAAAGAGAUGAUGUAUAGGGAUACUGGCAGUGCGGAAGCCCAGCAUUUGUUGGAUUCUAGGUUGAUAUAUGAGAUGUUUUCUAGCUCUGAUAAUAAGGAAGGUGUCAAGUCGUUUUUGGAGAAGCGGCCGCCGAAUUUUACAGGGACUAUACAGAAAGAUGCCCCCUCAGCUUAUCCCUGGUGGCAACCAGUCUCCGUUCUUGGCUGGCCGAAGUUAUCGAGGUUGUAA